GAACAUUGGGAACUCCUGCUACGCUAACGCGACUCUGCAAGCGAUCUUCGCUCUGGAUAGCACUGCAGCAUUGUGCGGCGCAGUGCCUGUCGACGUCGGCCGCGAUGGGGAGCUGGCCACAAUAUGGCGCGCCGCCCGAGAGGGCAAUCUCUUCACCCCAAGGCUCUUCCUGCGAGCCCAUUCCAGCAAGCAGCAGCAGGACGCCCACGAGUUCCUCCACCAGCAGCUACUGCAUGCCGCAGGAUCGUGGGCAGCGCUGUGCAGCGGCGCGGACCUGCCCCGCCUGCACUGCCAGCACUGCGGGCGCAACUUCUGCGCCCUGUCGAUGCCGCUGCGUGCCCCCUCCGGCACUUCAUACUGCGCGGCCCAGGCGGCGCUCUCAGGAUACCUAGAGGCACGGACUAUAGUGGAGCUGGACGAUUGGGCUUGCCCAGCGCAAAAUUGCAUCAACUGCGGCAUCGCGACCGACCGCCCCUUGAAGCGCGACUUACACGUGACGGGAGAGACCUCGGACAGGGCGACGUACUACGUGGCUUACACGCUGCGCGCGGUGGUGACGCACGAGGGGAACACGCCGCAAUCCGGCCAUUACGUGGCGUUCACGCCCCGGGGCGGCCGCUGGGACGUCUGCGACGAUUCCAGGAUCCGACCGGCCAAGGACAUGGAGGCAACUACCUUCGUGCGCAACGGCGAUCCAGGACACGCGUACUUGCUCUUCUACGAGAAGGCGCACUCUUCCGAUGUCGUGGAG
This is a messenger RNA of Prorocentrum cordatum, 751 nucleotides long. The record is from the annotation of a GenBank genome assembly. Lineage: Eukaryota; Dinophyceae; Prorocentrales; Prorocentraceae.